Messenger RNA from Ustilaginoidea virens, 705 nucleotides. RefSeq lists its product as uncharacterized. NCBI's taxonomy places the organism in Eukaryota, Fungi, Ascomycota, Sordariomycetes, Hypocreales, Clavicipitaceae. The record is from RefSeq and is a predicted model, not a curated record. The transcript has a single exon. The coding region runs from base 1 to 705 and encodes 234 amino acids.
AUGCUUCUAGUAUACCCGCUGCGCUGUUAUCUUGCGCUACCAAUCUCCCUUCCAACACAUUAUCGUGCUCCCAAGACGUCAAUCCCCGCCGCUGCUGCUGAUCGUCCAGCCAGUCGUUCGUUCGUCACGCUCCCCACCAGCCCUGCCUGCGAGGCUGUGGCCGGCAAGAAGCGGCAGCGGACCCAGCAGCUCCGGCAGCGGCAGCGGAAGUGGAUCCACAGAUCCGGCAACGGCAACAGCAACGGCAACAGCAACGGAACGGUCAGCUGGAAGCAGACACGGCUCCCGUCACAGCUAGCAGCUGCCGCUCCGCCACCGCUCCGCCACCGCAUCUACACGAAACGCCCAUCCCGCCACUUUCCACCCCUUCAUCUACAGCGGCCGCAGCUCCCACCCGCACAGCUUCAACCGCACGCUACAGCUGACCUGCCACGCGACGCCCCCCCGGCAGAGCAGGGCAGGGCCCCGGGCCCGCUGCCGUGCUCAUCAUGUACGCAGGCGCCGGCUCGUGGCCACGCGCCGUGGACCGAUAAUGCAGAGCAGGCGUCACGCGGCGUGCAGUUGCCGAGAAUAUACCGGACGAGAGGGUGCCUGGCCCGAGGGAGCAUCUCGUUGGCUUUAGAUACUUCUCACCCAAAUGCAUGCAGGGGCCGACGUGUACUCCAUACUCGUCGAUGUCUAGACCCCAUCAUCAAGUCAACAUGA